Messenger RNA from Myripristis murdjan (pinecone soldierfish), 8627 nucleotides. RefSeq names its product Rho guanine nucleotide exchange factor (GEF) 4 (gene arhgef4). Gene Ontology annotation, molecular function: protein binding; guanyl-nucleotide exchange factor activity. Bases 204 to 7346 code for a protein of 2380 amino acids. The record is from RefSeq and is a predicted model, not a curated record. Gene Ontology annotation, biological process: intracellular signal transduction. The transcript has 15 exons. Lineage: Eukaryota; Metazoa; Chordata; Actinopteri; Holocentriformes; Holocentridae.
CUGAGGGCUGCGAAGCCCGGGCAGCAUCACUAGCAUAUCCUGCGUGUUUGGUAAAUCAGCCUCAGUCUAUAAUUAGGCUGACAUCUGACAGUAUGACACACGUUCCUGAAAUUGCUAGGCUGGAACAGAAAUCAAAGUUUCAGAUAAGUGAAGUGGAAAGUUACCCGGAGCCCUAAACUAAACACAACAGCAGGAAAGUAAAAAUGGAUGAAAGGAGUAACUCGCGUAGCAGCGGCAGAGAGUCGGCCGCCCACAGGCUUGGAUCGGCGGACAGAGAGGAGAGGAGAUCUGGGGGACGAUCAGAGCUCCUAAUGUAUCUUACCUGCCUCCCGGAGAGAUACCGGAACGCCAAGUUCAGCCUGGCGGCUUACGUGCUGUGCUGGGCUCUGCUGAGGUGGUACCAGAAACUCAGAUGCCAAUCUGCUUCUCCAAAGACUCAGGAAGCCCUUGAAGACUCCCCUCACCACUCGGAUGGAUUAGGCUUAGAGGAGGGGGAUUUGGGAGCCGAUUCCCAGGAAUGGUGUAAGAGAAGCGUUGGGGGGGGCGACACGUCAGAUGAGUAUUUUGACUCUCGCUCAUGGCACAGCGACACCCUGUCAGAUCUGAGUCUAGACGGCGAGGACUGCCUGGGGGUGCUGUUGGGAGCAGAAGAGACCUAUGCUGGUCGGCGAGCAGCAGGCUUCAACCUCCACACCAGACAGAGUAAAGCACGGCGGAGAGAGUCUGUUACAGGAAGGGACGCCCACAGAGACACUCUGGAGACUCAUAUUGGACAGCCCAGUUGUAACAGGAGGAAAAGCCCAGAGAACCAUGUGGAUACAGUACACAGUACAGACAUCAACCUGGAGCUCAGCCCUGGGGAACUUGGCUCGGUUGAGAUUCAACCCCCUCUGAGUACAGAGAAACUAAGCUCAGACUCACAUCACAACCAGUCCAGUUUACAAGCUGUUUGCAUGGACACACAAAUCAAGCACAGCACAGAGACGGACAGUUUACAUGUACAAAGCCAACAUAACACAGAUGCCGUUGAUACAGAGGUAAAUACCCUGCCAGGCACUCAGGAAGUGAAUGUGCAAGCGCAGCCUGGAGAAAGCUAUACUAGCAGACAGAGAAGAUCCAUAGAUUCAGACACAUGCACAAUACAAAUAGACAGCACAGACAGGAGUGUGGAGACACCACAGCAACAAAACACAGUGGGACAAGACACAAGGUUUCACACAGCAAACACAAUUGUAAAUAAGAGCACAGAUAGAGUAGAGAUAUGCAAUCUUCAGGAUGCGGAAGUCAAGAGUAUAGAUCUGCUGAGCACUUACUCUGUAGAAAAAUAUAUAGAUUCAUACACAGACAGCAGUGACUGUAAUGAUAGACAUAAUAGACAGGGAAGGAGUGGAAGUCAUCAAGGUUUAAUCAGUGAAACUAGAGAGAUACAUGACAAAGUGCACAAUGACAAGAAAAGGGACUUGUGUGGGAGUUUGGAGACAUAUUGCUUAAAAACACAAAGCAAAAUAGAGAGAAGCUGUAUAGAUAAUGUGUACAGAUUAGAUACACAUUUCACAGAUGUAAUUAGUACACAAAAAUCCAAGUCAUGUACACCCACGCAGAGGUACCACACACUUGACUCAAAACACGCAGACUCAAAGCUAAUUACAGAGUCUGUUUUGACACAUGCUGACUUUGCAAAAGCACAUGCCUCAACCAUUAAUAUUGUACCACAUAAAGACACAUUUGGCACUGUCAUCAAUUUGCCAGCUGUAUUUAGCUGUUCACGUAGUCCAUGCGAGGAGAGCCCCAACAGAGUCCUGUCAGAGAUCCACCCUCAGGUCAGUGCAAGUACAACAAAACCCAAUGAUGAGGCGUGGGUAUCGGGUCUCGCCUACCAGGCAGAGCAUGGUGGGUCUGCUGGGGCUACAACAGAGGGGACUACAUCAUCUGGGACAGUAAAUGAAAUCUGUUCCUCUAUUACAUUUUCCACAGAGACCACAAACCUUUUUCCAUUAGAUUCCUGCACUGCUGGCCUGUCUGCAGUUCAAGAGAUAUCCCAGCUCACCUCACCUGUACUCUUGGCUGGCUCAGACAGGAAGGAGUUCAUAGAGAAGCAACCAGAUCUAAAACAAAAACAAACUCAGAACUCAAGGUCACAUCCUUGGCAAGUUACAGGUCAAACCCAGGGUUUGAUUCCUAAGCACUUGAACCACAGUGUUGCUGUGAUAGAAAUACCCACGCACAGGCAGCUUCCACCAGACGAGAAACUGUUGGAUAAGGCCCAGUCAGGCUCUGUACAACUAGGGCCAGCUCAAACCCAGUCUGACACUGGUAAACGGUCCGAAGAAUGUCUGUCUUCUCACCCCCUUUCAGAUAACUCACUAGUUUUCUCUAACAACCUAGGAACAGAAGAUUUCUCCUCCCUGUUAUCAGGGAUGUCCGAGGGAGAGGGUAGGAGGGCAGGAUCACUCUCUCUUCCCUGGGAAAAUAAGGAGCUGGAGGGGAAAGGCAGUUGUGACUAUCUUGAUCAGGGACAAGUUGUAAAAGUUAGCACAGUCAGUCCCACGCAGUCUAACACUGGCACAACAGAGUUAUCUGAGCACAACAGCCUGGGAGUCAUUCCCAUAGCACUCUCCAAUGAUCCAGAUGCUUAUUCUACUCAGCAUGUGUUUAUUGAGAUAGGAAAAACAUCAGCAGGUCCUACUGCUACUGAGCCUAUUCGGGACAAUCGCACAGAACAGCCAGAUCAAGAGGCCAGUUCCUUGACAAACAUAGAAACCACUGUCAGCACAUUUUCUAGUCUUUGCGAGCAAGUCCAGCUGGAGAUAAAGAUUCCUCAAACUCUCUGCAGUGCGGAGGCCUCUCUUUCUUUGUUGUCAGAUUCCAACAAUAAUACCAAGGCCAGUGCAAAGGGGGUGGAGAGAGGUAAGACUGCAGCCUGGUUCUCACAGGGAACCUACCAUAGCUUAGAAAGUAUAGAGAAAACAGUCCCCCUCCCAGUUGAGCCAUCAACACAAGUGACCUUUAACCUUUUGGAUGUUGUGGACAAGCCCCAGGAAGAAUCGGAGUUGUUCCUGUCAUCACUGGACUACAAACCCUAUUUGAGCAGUGAGGAGUCAGCUGGGCUGGGGGAAGUCCUGGACAGGCACCAUCAUUUUAGCCUCACUGAACUGGAGGACCUAGGAAAACUUCAGAGAGAUAACAGUAUUAAGGAUGCAACUGUUUACACCCAAAUAGACAAUGUCUGUGGGAAUGUUGUAGAAAAUCUAGAUGCAAAGUGUUCUUACUCAAACACACACAAAAAAGAAGGCCUUAAGCCCUUAGUAUCAUAUUUAGAGAGUACAGAUUUGUUAUUGGGUAGCAAGUGCAAAGAGAAAGGUCAGUACUAUAGCCAGCCAUGUACUCACACAUCUGAAAGAAGAAGAAGCAGCUCAGUAGAAUCAUUUGAAGAAAAUACAUUGAUUGAGGAGUAUGGGGAGUACACACAGACAUGCUCACCAGUUCCUUGGCAUGGUGUGAGGAUAGUCGGGUACCCACACUCUGAUGUAAGCCUCAACCUCCUCACUCUUAGUAACUUAGAGCCAAUUCUGGAGGCUGAGCGUCCACAGGAGAAUUCUGGGAUAGCUGAGGAUGAAUCAAAAAUUGAAACAAAUAAAAAACAUGAGAACAUGAGGCCUGCUGAGAAAGACAGGGAUAUUGUUGAUCUUUCAGGGGACAUGUUCAUUCCCAAGAGUCCACACUGCCAACCAGAGCAUGAAGAAGAAACUUUAACUACUGCUGAGUUAGAGCCUCUUUUGAACCUGGCAAACCCAGAACCUGAUAACCUCAGAAUUCUGCCUGUGCUACGAGAGAGUAGUGACAUACACUGUAGGCCCAUGACUGUGUCCUACAACACAACUAGCACCAACAGUGAAGAAACAGAUGAAUUUGGCCUUCCCAUUUCAUCCCAGAAUGCCAGCCUUGACAAAAUGGCAAAGAAGAGCAAAAUAAAAGGCAACCAGAUGGGAAACAAGGGCUCAAAGUUUUCCGUCUUUGCUAAGAUGCCUUCUUUUAGGAAGGCUAAGAGCUGGAAGGGUGUCAAGGGUGAGGAGUCAUCUAGGGAGUUAUCUGAUGGAGGAGAUGAGUCGUUCUUGUGUAGGUCCCGUCUUCCUGAACAGGAGGGGCAGGGGGACAACUCAGAUGAUGAGGUCUUUGUCAAGGGCAGUAUCAUCCAGAUGGGCCAGCAGACUGAUGAGGAGGAGUAUGGUUUCUUCCCAUCCACCCCACGCACCCGCCAUGUCCGCCAACUCUUCAGCCAAGGGGGUGGUGGGGAGGGCAAAGGAGCACUCAGCCCAGACAGCCCCCAUAUCCGACAGGCCCAGUCACCUGACGGACAAAACUAUAAGAGAAGUAAGAGUAAUGAUAGUCUGAACAUCCGCCUGCGCUUUGCCCAAGCCCACAAGUCCCUCUCCAGCCUGUUUGAGUCACGCUCCAUGGAUAAGGAGAAUGACGAGCAGGUUAGUUUGGGCACUGAAGGGGAUUCUAGUAAAGCCAAACAGUCCUGGAGGAAGCUUAAGAAAACCAAGGAGGCUGAGCUACUGAGAAGGACUCUCUCAGUGCCAGAUGGAGAAUGCAGCAGAACUGUUCCUGGCCAGAACCAUGGGGACUUAAUGUCUUCUUCACUCAUCGACAGGCUUAGCAUCUCAGGGUCACCAACUUCCCUCAGGACACUUUGCCACACUGAUCCCCUCUCCAAACGCAGGGUCCCACAGGGUAAUGGAAAGGCUAUGCCACAGGGCUGCAGAUCUGAGGGCCAGAGGAGAAAAUGCUCACCGAAUAGUCUCCCAAUCACAUUGUCUGAAUCUGUCCUGCCUUUGCUCUCAGAUGACUCUGAGGUCCCACCACCCAAUGACACCAGCCCCUUUUCACCCUUGAGUCCCUGCUCACCGGCCACUCUGUCUCAGAAAUAUUGUCCAUUCUCGGCCAGGUCCCCCUCAGUAGCUAGUGUGGGUCUGACAGAAAGCCCUCUACGGCCGAUGAGCCCUAAACCCAACAGCCCCAGGCCAGCAGCCCAGCGCAGAGUUUUCCGCUACCCACAUUCAGCAAGGACCAACACCCUCUCCCCUAUCCUUCUGGGCCAGUCGGUAAGCGUGGAGGGCUUGACAGACCCUCCUGAGAGGCCAAAGACUCUGAAGCCCACAGCUAGUCCUCUGGGUCUUUCGCUCAGCCCUCUGGAUGCAGCUGAGGGCAGAAUUGACAGCCAGUCACACAUCAGCCUGUAUACUGUUGGCUCCAUCAGUGCAUUAGAGGGCACACAAAAUGGUGGACGACCUGCUAGCCAAUCCAGAACACGGAGGCUGUUGGAGGCGAAAGGUGAUGUGAAGGUCUCGGUAGUCCCAAGUGGGCUGAGGACCGCUUACUUGGUGGAUAUGGGCCAGCAUCAACGGCAACAUUGUUCAGAUGACCUCUGGAUUGAAGAAGAAAAGAAACGCAAGCGCAAAUUGGCCAGAGCUGUGAGGGGGAGCCUGUGUCAACUCUGCACACUGUUACCUGAAGACCUGGAUAAAAUGCGUGGGGGAGUCACUUUGGAGCCCAUGGAGGCCCUUCGGGGCAUGCCCCUCAAGGCCCACUGCUUCUCCCAGAGUACUCCCAUUGGACUUGAUUGCCUGGGCUGGAGAAGACGUAUCUCUUACCCCUCGGUGGUGGUUCCUGAUGGGGCGGCAGAUAAGGCCGGGCUUGGAGAUGAGCUCGGCAGUGAAGAGGAUUUGCUGUAUGAAGAAUUUCGCAGCUCAGGACAUCGUUUUGGACACCCUGGAGGAGGAGGAGGGGAGCAGCUCGCCAUCAAUGAGCUCAUCAGCGAUGGCAGUGUGGUGUACGCUGAGGCCCUUUGGGACCAUGUUACCAUGGACGACCAGGAGCUGGGCUUCAAGGCUGGCGACGUCAUUGAAGUAGUGGACGCCACCAACAAGGAGUGGUGGUGGGGUCGCAUCAUGGACAGUGAGGGCUGGUUUCCUGCCAGCUUUGUACGGUUGCGUGUGAACCAGGAUGAGCCCAUGGAGGAGUAUCUAGCCCAGCUGGAGGAGGCACAGGCUGGAGAGGAGGACCGGGCAGGGCUGGGCUUGUUCCUCGGGCCAGGCUUGCCCUGCAAGGAGCAGAUGAGGACUAAUGUCAUCAACGAAAUCAUGAGCACAGAGAGGGACUACAUCAAGCACCUGAAAGACAUCUGUGAGGGUUACAUCAAACAGUGCCGCAAGAGGACGGACAUGUUCACUGAAGAGCAACUUCGUACCAUUUUUGGCAACAUCGAGGAAAUCUACCGUUUCCAGAGGAAGUUCCUGAAAGGACUGGAGAAGAAGUUCAACAAGGAGCAGCCACACCUCAGCGAGAUUGGAUGCUGCUUCCUUGAACAUCAAACAGAUUUCCAGAUCUACUCAGAGUAUUGCAACAACCACCCCAACGCAUGUGUCCAGCUCUCCAAGCUUAUGAAGGUCAAUAAGUAUGUGUUCUUCUUUGAGGCCUGCCGACUUCUCCAGAAAAUGAUAGACAUUUCCUUGGAUGGCUUCCUGCUCACACCUGUUCAGAAGAUCUGCAAGUACCCGCUGCAACUGGCUGAACUGCUCAAAUACACCAAUCCACAGCACAGGGACUACAAGGACGUGGAGGCUGCCUUAAACGCCAUGAAGAAUGUGGCCAGGCUCAUCAAUGAGAGGAAACGUCGCCUGGAGAACAUUGACAAGAUUGCCCAGUGGCAGAGCACCAUAGAGGACUGGGAGGGUGAAGAUGUCCUGAGCAGGAGUUCUGAUCUUAUCUUCUCUGGGGAGUUGACCAAGCUCUCCCAGCCUCAAGCCAAGAGUCAACAGCGAAUGUUCUUCCUCUUUGACCAUCAGAUGGUAUACUGCAAAAAGGACCUUCUACGCCGGGACAUGCUGUACUACAAGGGUCGGAUGGACAUGGAUCAGAUGGAGGUGACUGAUGUGGAGGAUGGCAAGGAGAAGGAUUUCAACAUCAGCGUGAAGAAUGCUCUGAAGCUGCGAUCGUUGGCCAGCGAUGAGGUUCACCUCCUGUGCACCAAGAAACCUGAGCAGAAACAACGCUGGCUUCGAGCUUUUUCUGAUGAGAGGAGACAGGUUCAGCACGACCGUGAGACAGGCUUUUCUCUCACUGAAGUCCAGAAGAAGCAGGCCAUGUUGAAUGCCUGCAAAAGCCAUCCUGCUGGGAAGCCCAAAGCGGUGACCAGGCCCUACUAUGACUUCCUCCUGCGACAGAAGCACCCAUCUCUUCCCACCGCUUUGCCUCAGCAGCAGGUCUUCAUGCUGGCUGAGCCCAAGCGCAAAACCUCCACCUUCUGGCACAACAUUGGCAGACUGACACCUUUCAAGAAGUAAAACAGGGGAAAAAGAAGAAUGAAAAAAGAAAGAUGGGUAGAAGGAACAGACGAGGAAGCAGAGGAGGAAGAAGAGAGCUCUCUGCUCGUGCCUGAAUUGACCCUUUUUAAUUCUUCCUCUCUUUUCUUUCCUGUUCGUAAUGUUGCCCUAAUUAAUAUACUGAUUUAUUGUCAAGAUGAAGAUGAUUAUGAGGAUGGGGAGGAUAUUAUUUUUUUGAAAGCACUUUAUAGGUUGGUUAACAAUCAGACUUGAGAAUGGUCUCCUGGAGACGUUGAGUGAAACGUUGGAGAGAGUGAACUGUUCUGUACCUUACUACUACUACACCUUCAAUCAAGCGCCGAUUGGUACUAAUACUACUACUGUACUGCUGCGAGUGACGCUGGGACUGACCAUUGGGCUGCUUCUCUGAAAGACGUUGCCUGUCGACAAAAAUGUGUCGUUGUUGUUUUUCCACUUGUUAUUUUGUUUUAUGAUUUGACAAAUGCCAACUGUUCACAGUGCCAGUUUGAUUUUUUUUUUUUUUUUUUAUGUAUUUGUUUGUUCUGUGUCUGCUUAUGAAAAAAAAAAGGGAACAAAAGGCGGAUAAAAGUUCCCGUGCUUUUCUCUGUGCAAAUAUAUCCAUAAUUUUCACAUCAUUUCAGCUGGGUUUUUUAGAGUUUCAUGUUUUCCAUCCGCAAGGAUUUGGUGUCAUAUUCCCAGUCCAUUUGUGGUUUUGUGCAAACACACUUGAUAAAAGGACAUCAAAUGCAGCCCAAAGAAUAUUCGAGUCAUCACAGAUUACUUUCUCCCACAUUCCAUGAGUCUGAUCCUCGACUCCUUACAUUUAACCCUGUCAAUGAAAGUACCGUAAUUUUAUUUCAUUGUUAUUAUUAUUAUUAUUAUUGUUGUUGUUGUUCAUUUUUUUGAAGUGCCAUUUGAAGUGUGUCAUGGAUGACUUACAAUGACAUGCAUGGAUGUGAUGGAAAAAAAAUACUGUGAAGAAUAUUUUUUUAUCUCUGAAGAACCCCUGCUCUAUUUAACCAGAUUCAGGAACUGAGGUUUCCUUGUGCUCCCUGGGUGAAAGCAUUGCACACAAAGACAUUAUUUUAUCUACCUGUAGUUAUUCUAUCACAAGUAGUCCUAUACUCAAUGUAUCUGGUCUCAAUCUCAUUUCAGAUCAAUGCAGCCCAGUGAUAUAGCUAUGUAAGUGCAUUCAGAGAAAUGUACUCCUUUCACCUUUAUGUUCAAAUGUUUUAGCUUAUAAGGUUAUGGAAUAUUAAAAAUUCCCAAGCUGACAAAUCA